UUGUAAUGAAGGGGUCCGUUUUCCCUAACCUUGCGAAAAAACCCGUUAAAGCCUCUCACAACUAGUCCCAGCUGUCGCCGUCACCGCCGCCGCCUCUCCGGUUUGCCGCCGCAUCCGCUGCCGCGCUCGUUUCUCGUUCUUCUGUUCCAUAUGCAAGAUUCGAAUCUGUUUCUGUGCUGCUUCCGUUCUUCCACUUCCUUUUGUUUGUGUGAUCAAAACGGAGUUUUGUUGUUGGCAUUGCUCAAUAUUAAUCUUCCAUGUGGCUUAGCUUCAAGUUCCCCAUCAUCAAGUUCACUCACAGCUCCAAGUUCAAAUUCAAGUUUGCUUCAACUGCUGCACUUGCACACUUCAAUGUUUCACACACCAAUUUCAGUGAAAGUGAGGAUUCUUCUUCUUCAUCAUCUUCUUCUUAUUGUAGCAGCAAUAACAUCACCAAAGACAACAUAAAAGAAGAAAGUUUUCACAUUGUGAAGAGUUUGCAGAACGAUCCUUCUCUUGCUUUUUCACUCUUCACUCAACUGAAGCAACAACAAUUUGUGGGGUUCCCUGAGAACAUUUCAACCUAUGCAGCAAUCAUCAGGAUUUUCUGCUACUGGGGCUUGAAUAGAAGGUUGGAUUCCGUGUUCCAUGAUCUUAUUGCACUGUCUAAACAGCACCCUUCAUUUGAAAUCCAUGACUUGUUUGAGUUACUAGUGGAUGAUGGUGGUGUUAAUGGUGGGAAUCACAAUUACAUGCUUAGAGCAAUUGAUGUGUAUCUUAAAGCUUGUGUUGUUCUUAAAAUGUUUGACAAGGCCAUUGAUUUCUUGUUCCGAACUAGGAGGCACGGUGUUGUGCCGAAUAUCCUUACUUGUAACUUUCUUAUAAAUAGGAUGGUUGAGAGUGGUAAGGUUGAUAUGGCGUUGGCAAUUUAUAGGCAACUCAAGAGACUUGGUUUGUGUCCUAACCAUUACACUUAUGGUAUUGUGAUAAAGGCAUUCUGUAAGAAGUGUGAACUGAAAGAGGCAGCUUAUGUGUUCAAGGAGAUGGAAAAAGCCGGGGUAAGGCCUCAUUCGUAUUGUUACACGGCUUAUAUUGAGGGGCUUUGCAAGAAUAUGAGGUCUGAUUUGGGAUAUGAAGUUCUCCAAGCAUGUAGAAGGGAGAAUGUGCCUGUAGACCUUUAUGCUUACAUAGUCGUUAUCCGGGGGUUUUGUAGUGAGAUGAAGUUGGAUGAAGUCGAGAGGGUGUAUUUAGAUAUGGAAAAGAAGGGGUUGGUUUGUCAGGUGGAUGUUUAUUCACCAUUGAUCUAUGGGUACUGUAAAAGUCAUAAUCUGCUUAAAGCUUUAGCCCUACAUGAAGCCAUGCUUUCAAGAGGUAUAAAAACAAAUUGUGUGAUUGUUAGCUACCUCCUCCAGUGCUUGGUUGAGAUGGGCCUUACUAUGGAGGUGGUUGAGCUGUUCAAAGAAUUGAAGGAAUCAGGCAUGUUUCUUGAUGGGGUGGCCUACAACAUUGUAUUCAGCGCUUUGUGUAAGUUGGAGAAAGUGGACGAUGCAGUGGACAUGGUGGAAGACAUGAAAGCUAAGCGUAUGGUUUUAGAUAUUAAGCACUAUACAACCCUUAUAAAUGGAUACUUCCUUCGGGGUAAACUUGUUGAUGCCUUUGCUAUGUUCAAAGAAAUGAAAGAGAAAGGUUUGAAGCCUGAUAUUGUCACGUAUAAUGUAAUUGCUGCUGGUUUGUCUAGAAACGGCCAGGCUCAUGAUGCAAUUGACCUUUUGGACUAUAUGGAGACUCAAGGUGUGAAGCCAAACUCCAUUACACACAAGAUGAUCAUCGAAGGUUUAUGUUCAGCGGGGAAGGUAGUGGAAGCCGAGGCAUAUUUUAACAGCUUGGAAGAUAGGAGCAUUGAAGUCUAUUCCGCCAUGGUGAAUGGCUACUGUGAAGCAAACCUUGUCGGAAAAUCCUAUGAACUAUUCCUUAAUCUGUCAAACCAAGGAGAUAUUUCUAAAGAAGGUUCCUGUUUUAAGCUACUUGAUAAACUCUGCAUGGCAGGUGACAUCCACAAAGCUAUUAUGCUGCUAGAUACAAUGUUGGCUCUUAACGUGGAACCUAGCAAAAUAAUGUAUUCUAAAGUAAUAGCUGCUAUGUGCCAUGAUGGGAAAUUGGAAUAUGCUCGUUCUUUGUUUGAUUUUUUCAUCAAGAAAGGAUUUAUGCCUGAUGUAAUAACUUACACAAUUAUGAUAAAUACAUAUUGUAGGAUGAACUACUUGAAAGAGGCCCAUGAACUCUUUGAGGAUAUGAAGAGAAAAGGGAUAAAACCUGAUGUCAUUACGUAUACAGUUCUACUUGAUGGGAACUUGAAAGCAAAUUUAAGAAGGCAUUUCUUGUCUCCAAGUGGAAAAAGAACAGGGGACGUUUCUUCUCUCUGGAUGGAGAUGCAGAAAAUGGAAAUAACUCCAGAUGUUGUUAGUUACACUGUGUUGAUUGAUGGUCAAAUAAGGGCGGCUAACUUUCAAGAUGCUAUUAGCCUCUUCGAUGAAAUGGUUGACAGAGGAUUACAACCAGAUACUGUAACAUAUAGUGCUAUGAUUUCUGGCUUUUGUAUCCGAGGGCACAUGGAGAAAGCUCAUACACUGCUUAAGGAAAUGUCUUCCAAAGGAAUGACACCAGGAUCUGAUCUCAUCUUGGCUUUUAAACGUGGUAUUGUGAAAGCUAGAAAGGUUCAAUUUCGAAAGUAAUCAAUCAGUAUAGACGGUUUGAGCUUCCGUUUGUCCCAAGUCUUAAAGUAUAUCAAGUAAAUACCCAAAGGUUUGAAAGAGAAAAUCCUUGUGAUUUGAUUACUAGGAAGUUGUUGUGCAUAGUACAUCGUUCACGGAAAAUUCUUAAGAAAGUUGCAGUCAAAGUUGAAUCAGGUGAAGACUAAUGCAAAUGUGUUUCUUCAGGUAAUUGAUUAGUCUACUUUUCAUUUGGGAGUAUAAGGUUUCUCCUUUAAUAACCGAAACUACAGUGACCACAGAAUUUUGUACUACUUUUUUACAAUAAAGUGACUAUGGUCUUUCCUCCACAAGUAGAGAGGCUGUUUUGAUAUUUGAACUUGUGAUCUAGACAAAAACUUUACCACUCCACCCAAGAUUAUUGGAAAGUAUUAGGAAUAUAUAAAUCUUCAAGAAAAAAGAAAAGAAAAUUGCAUUUAACUUGUUUAGUCCUUGGAAACUUUCAUCUGCACUUCCAAAAUUUUAUGUUUACCUCAAGAAGUUGUUUGGCCCCUUGUAUCUGGUGCUAUUAUUAAGUGUAAAGCCAAAGUUGAGCUUUCUCAAUAGGAACUAUAAGAUUAGUGCAUUAUCUAAUUUCAUUAUAUCUCUACUCUUUUUUCUUUGUCAAUUAGAGAUUCCUUGUGCACCCUAUCUAACACCUUGUUUUUAUCCUUUUGUUACUAGCAAACUAUUAUAGCAUCUAACUAAAAAGGCUCAUCAAUUAACGGCUUAGCUUCAGUAUUAUCUCUCACCCAUUAUCACAUGCUAAUUUUUAUGAUAACAAAUUUUCCCUUGGAUGAGUUCUUUGUGUAAUUUUAAUCAACUGUAUAAAAAGGAGAUACCUUUUCUUCAUAUGGCAUUUGGGUCUACCGAGUUUAAAGUGCUAGUAAGGAUGUUUGUGAUUACACUCGUAUCUAUAGAUCUAUAGAUAUGUGUUUGUCAGUAAUAGCUUCCCAUGCUUUUCGUUCCUUGCUUUAAUAUUGAAGUUUGAAUCCCAUGCAAACACAGUUCAAAGUUCAAACUCCUAACCAAAUUAAGCUAUCGAUUUCGAAAAUAUCUAAAAUGAGUAGCCUAACUUUAUGUUGUUUAACGGAGUAUUAAAAUGAAAGUUAAUGUAAACAUUUUGUUGGAUCUCUUGACAUGACCAAAAAACCAUAAAAUCAUCUGGAUCAUUGUACAAAAUAUUAUUGCUUACUACCAAAAAGCCAUUAAUUACCAUAUUUAAAAUUUGUCCUAUUUCGAUACUUUGUUAUUUUCUUUUGCAGGCUUGUGUUGUAUUUUCCUUAAAACAAUGGUCCAAGACCAUUUGUUGCUAUAGUUACUGAUUUCGCUGGAUUAUCAGGUAUUCAGGUAUGUAAUGUACAUGUACAUGCUGCAUUUUCAAAAGUGCUUUUUGUUCUGUGUGAGAUGGAAAGAUUGGCUCACCUUAUCAAUACCUAUAUUGAACACAACACGUGGAAACCAAUUAAGAUCAGUAGGAAUGAUCCUAAUUUACCUCACAUGUGCUUUUCAAAUGAUAUUAUUAUGUUUGUCACGGUCACUUAUGAGCAAGUUAACAUCAUCAAAAGUAUGCUAGAGAUUGUUCUGCAAUGAUUCUAUUAAGAAAAUUAAUUCAAAGUCAGUCUUGCAUUUUCUUUUUCUGGUAAUGUCUCUAGUCAGCUAAGACAAGAUUUGAGCGCUCGAAGCUCGAGCACCUUAAGGAUUAAUUUACCAAGGAGAUUUUAAACCAUGGCUAGACACGGUAGGAACCUUAUUUUCUCUCUUGCGUGCUGUCGUCGUCGAGAAUAAUACCAAAUUACUAGUCCUCUUCGUAAAAUUGCACUGCAGGGUCAUAUCUUUGGCUAAGGACUAUGCUAGAUAUCACAAGGGAAGUUUCAUUUUGGCUUGGAUGUAAAUUUAGGAUCUUGUUUGGUAACCAAAACAAAGCUGUGGAGUAUUUCUUAGGGUUUGUGUAUUUUUGUAGAAACAUGGACCAUAGGUCUUGUGGUGACGCCACGAGCAAUCUAGGGCUACACAGUGUCUCGUCUGACUAUAAGGGAAUUAGCCGACGACAGAGAAUUGUUGGUGGAUGCAAACCUUAUGCCGGGAAGCUAACACGCACGUGGACGAGUUGGCUAGUUUGGGGGGUCAUGGUCUGCCUAAAGGUAUCUCCAUUUUCGGAGUAAUUUUUUGUUGUUAGUAACCAUGGAAGAGCAAUUGUUACACCCUUUCUUUUUCCCCACAUAAUUUCUGAGUAUUAUGUAGGUUUCACCCACAUUUUUUAUGGUCAUUAUUCCUUGCGAAGGAAGAAUCACUCUCUGUUGAUGAGUGUACAAUAAAUUUUCCAUAACAUUCUUAGGAAUAUAUAUGCUUAAAAUUUGUAAUGUGAUUUACUUAAUUCUUUUGUCAAAUAUUAUUUAUCUUUGUUG
This is a messenger RNA of Arachis duranensis, 5134 nucleotides long. RefSeq names its product pentatricopeptide repeat-containing protein At2g26790, mitochondrial. The record is from RefSeq and is a predicted model, not a curated record. Gene Ontology annotation, molecular function: protein binding. NCBI's taxonomy places the organism in Eukaryota, Viridiplantae, Streptophyta, Magnoliopsida, Fabales, Fabaceae. The transcript is spliced from 4 exons. Bases 258 to 2711 code for a protein of 817 amino acids.